AUCGCUACAUCUGUGCACAUUCACCCAAACUCUGCGUCAGUCGGACUGGUUUAAGGGAAAGCGCAAAAAACGUUAUGUACCGGACAGAGAGCCACUAUUUAGUUACUGUAGUAUGAAAUAAGCGGAAACAGGGAAACAGUUAUUGUUUUCACUCAUCUUAAUCCGAACAAACCGGUCGGAUUACGUAUAUAACUCAUUCCGGAGUCUCAGUAUCCGGGUAGACAGCGAGGAGACAGCUGUCAAUGUAACCGAGGAAAUUGUACGGUUUAUGAGAUAGAAGCCACGGCUUGGAGAUUCAACAUACAGUGCGCACAUUCGUAAGGGAGAAAUAUAUCCAAAAAGCCGUGUGCCUCUGAGGACCAAAGAGAUACAUAAACUAAACAAUGGCUAAGGAUAAGAACAAGAGGUCUUCUGGCGAGAUGAUGGCCAGCUUCAAAGAGUUCAUCUGGAAUCCACGGACGCGCGAGUUUCUCGGCAGGACGGCUAGCAGCUGGGGUCUGAUUCUGCUCUUUUACUUGGUCUUCUACGUCGCCUUGGCAGGCCUGUUUGCCCUCACUAUGUAUGUCAUGCUGCAGACCCUGGAUGACUACAAACCCACCUACCAGGACAGGUUGGCUAUUCCAGGCUUGAUGAUCAGGCCAAAGCUUGAAGCGCUGGAGAUUGUUUACAACAUCGAGGACACAGAGAGCUGGGACGUGUAUGUCCAGGCCCUGGAUGAGUUCCUCGCCCCUUACAACAACUCCCAGCAGGUGAUGACAAACUACGAGUGCCUCCCGGACAGGUACUUUGUGCAGGAGGACAGCGGUGAGGUGAGGAACAACCCCAAGCGCUCCUGCCAGUUCAACCGCACCGUGCUGGAGGACUGCUCCGGCCUUGAUGACCGUUACUACGGAUACCUGGACGGCAAGCCCUGCAUCCUCAUCAAGCUCAACCGGGUGAUUGGAAUGUUACCUGGGAAAGAUGGCCAAUCUCCGUUCGUCAGCUGCGGGGCCAAGAGAGAGGACAGUGACAAAAUCGGAGAGCUGAUGUAUUUCCCUCCCAACGGCACCCUCAACCUCAUGUACUACCCCUACUACGGCAAGAAGGCACAGGUGAACUACUCCCAGCCGCUGGUGGCUGUCAAGUUUCUCAACGUCACAGUGAAUGAAGACAUCAAUGUGGAGUGCAAGAUCAAUGCGGACAACAUGGAGUCCACCGGGAACGAGCGAGACAAGUUCGCAGGACGAGUGUCUUUCAGACUAAGAAUCAACAAAAGAGAAUAACUCUCUGUCACACAUGUGCACACACUGGUACAUGCACGUUCACACCCACACACACACUCACACACACACACACUCACCACAUGCCAGCAUUAGAUAAGGAGCAGUGUAGAGACGAAGAUUCACACUUCUAUGCAGAAGUGGUGUGUUGAUUUUUUUCCGGCUGAGUAUUGGAAAGGUAACACUGAGUAGGGGGUCCGACUCGUUCUUUUGGGGGACAGAAGGGUGGACCUCCGGAGGGGGGGAAUGUUGGGGUCAGGGGCAUUGAGACAAAUAUUUUUGUAUAGCAGUUUGACUUGAAACCUGUUUAUAAGUAUGACUGUACAACACAAACCUGUAUGAUGUAAUUCUUCAAAAGGUCUGAUAAAAAUGUAUGACCUGGACCACUCAUUGGCUCCUCAUUCCAGCCCCCAUGUCUUUCAGUUUUGCACACACACACAUACACACAGACAAGCUAUGAAAUACCACAGGUGUGUAUGUACUCUCCUUUCUCUUACAUAAUUAUGAGUCUUGUUUUUUGUGUUAGUGAUAACCCUAUGGCCUAAUGCAGUUACAUGCUGUGGAGCUAGAUCCGCAAGCACAGCCAUAUUUGCAUGCAGAGUGACUUCUAUGUGGUAAAAGGCAUACGUGCCAUGCCCUCCAAAUUUAGCACCCCCUCUGUGCUCUGCCCACUUUGUCCCACCCACCCCUCCCAACCCCAUUGUGCAGGGAAAGGUUACUGCCAUUUUGAAAUGAUCUCAUGCCAAUGGGCACUAAGAGGAGCCAGACAUUAGAAUGCAUGUAACAUCUCAUGCACAUGUGGCUAAAAGGUACCAGCAGCAGCAGACUUAUGCUUGAUUGGCCUUUUUAUAUUACCUGAUUGGUUGAGCUCUUCGUGCGUGAGUGUGUGUGCGCCCUUCACUUGAGAGCCAAACUGGAAAUUUGAAUAGAUUGUGGUUUAUGAAUGUUCUGUGUGUAUCAGUUCAAUGUGAUAUGUAGUCACAGUAACUGGGACUUAAAUAACUCCUACACUCAGCACAUUACUGCCACCUACAACCUGAUACAUCCCUCACCCGCCAUCCACCACCUCACACUGUCAAAUCCCAAUAAUAUGUCCAAAAGAACAUAUUUCUGUACUACGGAUCUGUAAUGUGCAUAUUUCCUUUUCCUGUACACAGGCACGUUCAGAAACUGCACUGACUCAUUCCCACAGAGCAUGUGUUCAUGUAUGUAUUUAUUUCUACAGACAUUUCAUACAUUUCAGGGGUUCAUACAGAGGACAUAUUGGCAGCAGAACCUUGACCUGUUUAAUAUGUGCAUUAUAUGCAUGUGUGGGAUAUGUCAUGAUAUUCUGUAUUGAUCUAAGUGAAUUUGAUUGAACACAGUGAGAAAUCGGCUUGAGAUAAUGAGGAAAUGCAGAGAAGGUUUUGCUUACUGUUUAUGUAGUCAUAAUCAUGUCCAUAUUGAUAUUUGUGAGGAAGAAUUGCAUACAAGCCUUCCUACAGCAUCUGUUUUUA
Molecule: messenger RNA, 2755 nt
Organism: Megalops cyprinoides (Indo-Pacific tarpon)
Lineage: Eukaryota; Metazoa; Chordata; Actinopteri; Elopiformes; Megalopidae
Gene: atp1b2b
Product: ATPase Na+/K+ transporting subunit beta 2b
Exons: 7
Coding region: 384-1262 (292 amino acids)
Biological process (GO): potassium ion import across plasma membrane; intracellular sodium ion homeostasis; intracellular potassium ion homeostasis
Cellular component (GO): sodium:potassium-exchanging ATPase complex
Molecular function (GO): ATPase activator activity
Source: RefSeq, a predicted model, not a curated record